Messenger RNA from Cucumis melo (muskmelon), 3000 nucleotides. RefSeq lists its product as uncharacterized. The record is from RefSeq and is a predicted model, not a curated record. The transcript is spliced from 3 exons. The coding region runs from base 82 to 3000 and encodes 972 amino acids. Gene Ontology annotation, biological process: proteolysis. NCBI's taxonomy places the organism in Eukaryota, Viridiplantae, Streptophyta, Magnoliopsida, Cucurbitales, Cucurbitaceae. Gene Ontology annotation, molecular function: nucleic acid binding; aspartic-type endopeptidase activity; zinc ion binding.
CUUAUUAAACAGUUAGGACUUCGUCGCUUGGAAAGCGUACUGCCUCGCGGUUAGGACUCGACAAGUAGAUCUCCAGGGAGAAUGCCGCCACGUAGAGGUACACGCCGAGGAGGUGGUAGGGGAGGCAGAGGAGCCGGUCGUGGCCAGCCGGAGGCGCCACCUGUUGCACCGGCAGUCGACCCAAACGCACCGGUCACCCAGGCGGAUCUCGCCGCGAUGGAGCAGCGUUAUCAGGACAUGCUGCAAGCUGCUUUGGCGCCUUUCCUUGCCGCCCAGCAGAACCAGGCCGCCCCUGUUCAGGCCGAGGCCGCCCCUGCUCAGGCCCAGGCCGCCCCUGUUCAGGCUCAGGCCGUCGCUCCUCCAGCCCCUGAGGAAGCUCAACCAGUACCAGUUCAACUGUCGGCCGAGGCGAAACACUUACGGGAUUUCAGGAAGUAUAAUCCCAAGACCUUUGACGGAUCCAUGGACAACCCCACAAAGGCCCAAAUGUGGUUGACGUCCAUAGAGACCAUUUUCCGGUACAUGAAGUGCCCAGAAGACCAGAAGGUGCAGUGUGCAGUCUUCUUCUUGGAGGACAGGGGCACCGCCUGGUGGGAGACCGCGGAGAGAAUGCUAGGGGGCGAUGUAAGCAAAAUAACAUGGGAGCAGUUCAAGGAGAACUUCUAUGCUAAGUUUUUCUCCGCCAAUGUGAAGCACGCCAAGCUGCAAGAGUUCCUAAACUUGGAGCAAGGCGACAUGACGGUGGAGCAGUACGACGCCGAGUUCGAUAUGCUGUCCCGCUUUGCUCCCGAUAUGGUAAGAGAUGAGGCUGCCAGGACGGAGAAAUUUGUUAGAGGACUCAGGCUAGACCUUCAGGGCAUUGUCAGAGCCCUCCGCCCAGCCACGCAUGCUGAUGCACUACGUAUAGCACUGGAUUUGAGCCUGCCUGAGAGAGCCGAUGCGUCUAAGGCUGCCGGCAGAGGGUCAGCCUUGGGACAGAAGAGAAAGGUUGAGACGCAGCCUGACGUAGCACCGCAGCGAACACUGAGGUCAGGAGGUGUCUUCCAGAGACACCGACGGGAGCUUGCAGCAGCCGGGAGGACUCUGAGAGAGCUACCCGCUUGUACUACCUGCGGGAGAGUCCACGGAGGUCGUUGCUUGGCUGGAAGUGGAGUCUGCUUUAGGUGCAGACAGCCGGGGCACACUGCUGAUAUGUGUCCUCGGAAACCCUUUGAGGCGACACCGCCCCAGCCUUCUGCGGCCCAGCAGGGGAGAGUUUUCGCCACUACCCGGCAGGAGGCCGAGCGAGCUGGCACUGUGGUGACAGGUACGCUCCCAAUUUUGGGGCACUAUGCUUUUGUGCUAUUUGACUCUGGGUCAUCCCACUCGUUUAUAUCCUCCGUUUUCGUGCAGCAUGUGGGUUUAGAGGUAGAGCCUUUGGGUAGUGUUUUGUCGGUUUCUACUCCAUCUGGGGAGGUCCUGUUAUCCAAAGAACAAAUAAAGGCAUGUCGGGUAGAGAUAGCGAAUCGUAUGUUAGACGUGACCUUGCUAGUGUUAGACAUGCAGGAUUUUGAUGUGAUACUAGGCAUGGAUUGGCUAUCAGCCAACCAUGCAAAUAUAGACUGUUAUGGCAAGGAAGUUGUCUUCAACCCUCCCUCCGAGGCUAGUUUCAAAUUCAGGGGGGCAGGCAUGGUAUGUAUACCCAAGGUCAUCUCAGCCAUGAAGGCUAGUAAACUACUCAGCCAGGGUACUUGGGGUAUUUUGGCAAGCGUAGUGGAUGUGAGAGAGCCGGAAGUUUCCCUAUCUUCCGAACCAGUGGUAAGAGAGUACCCCGACGUUUUUCCAGACGAACUUCCAGGACUUCCGCCUCCCAGAGAAGUAGACUUCGCUAUCGAGUUAGAGCCGGGCACUGCCCCAAUCUCGAGGGCCCCUUACAGAAUGGCUCCAGCCGAACUAAAGGAGUUGAAGGUCCAGUUACAGGAGUUGCUGGACAAAGGCUUCAUCCGGCCCAGUGUGUCGCCUUGGGGAGCCCCAGUAUUGUUCGUGAAGAAGAAGGAUGGGUCAAUGCGCCUUUGUAUUGACUACCGAGAGCUGAACAAGGUGACAGUCAAAAACCGCUACCCCUUGCCCAGGAUUGAUGACCUGUUCGAUCAGUUGCAGGGAGCCACCGUCUUCUCCAAGAUCGACCUGCGAUCAGGCUAUCACCAGUUGAGGAUUAGGGACGGUGACAUCCCCAAGACGGCCUUUCGAUCGAGGUACGGACAUUACGAAUUCGUUGUGAUGUCUUUCGGCUUGACUAACGCUCCUGCAGUAUUCAUGGAUCUGAUGAACAGGGUGUUUAAGGAGUUUCUAGACUCGUUCGUCAUAGUCUUCAUUGACGACAUCCUCAUUUACUCAAAAACUGAGGCUGAGCACGAGGAGCACUUACACCAAGUUUUGGAGACCCUUCGAGCCAACAAGUUGUAUGCCAAGUUCUCCAAGUGUGAAUUCUGGUUAAGGAAGGUGACGUUUCUUGGCCACGUGGUUUCCAGUGAGGGAGUUUCAGUAGAUCCCGCAAAGAUUGAAGCGGUGACCAACUGGACCCGACCGUCCACGGUUAGUGAAAUUCGAAGUUUUCUGGGCUUGGCAGGUUACUACAGGAGGUUCGUGGAAGACUUCUCACGUAUAGCCAGCCCGUUGACCCAGUUGACCAGGAAGGGAACCCCUUUUGUCUGGAGUCCAGCAUGCGAGAGGAGCUUUCAGGAGCUCAAACAGAAGCUAGUGACGGCACCGGUCCUGACAGUGCCCGAUGGUUCGGGAAACUUUGUAAUCUAUAGUGACGCCUCCAAGUUGUGUGGGCAUUCUCAAUGUAUUACUAAUGGCGUCAAGAUUAUUCCUUUAUUUAUCAACGCUUUACACUCGGCAUCGGAGGAUAGACGAUCUUUCGAUGCUCAUGUUACGAUGUCUGAAGAGAUCUUAUCUCCUAAUGCGUUAUCUCUCGACAUACUAAAGAAGCAUCAGUAUAUCAUGAUUUUCUUGUAG